Molecule: messenger RNA, 1748 nt
Organism: Ceratosolen solmsi marchali
Lineage: Eukaryota; Metazoa; Arthropoda; Insecta; Hymenoptera; Agaonidae
Product: kelch domain-containing protein 4
Exons: 8
Coding region: 123-1679 (518 amino acids)
Molecular function (GO): protein binding
Source: RefSeq, a predicted model, not a curated record
ACUUCUUCUCUUUAGUUUUCUAAUGUUGACAAAUCCGCCACUGAUCUACCAUAAAUUGUGUAGCAAAAAGUGUCGGAUUAACAAAUUGUAAUUUCUAAUUGCUUUGAUUGCUUAAACACAAAAUGAAAAAGAAGAAUAAGAAAAAGAUCAGCGGAAAUGAGAAAACGCUGAAAAAGACUGAAAAGAAACUCAACAGUAAACACAAAAAAGAAUUGGCGGUUCUGAAUGAGGAAGAUAUAGAAACGGUUAUUGCUCAAAUUGAAAAAGAAGAAGCAUCUAGACAAAAGGUUGUAGAAGCAGUGGUUUCACCACCCUCUCGUAGAGUUAAUUUUACAUUAACCCCUCAUCCGUUUAAAGAUGAGCUUAUUAUGCUUGGUGGCGAAUUUUGUAAUGGCCAAAAGACAGUAGUUUAUGGUGAUUUGUUUUUUUAUAAUAUAAAUAAGAACGAAUGGACGGUUGUCAAAGCACCUUAUGCUCCGCCACCAAGAUGCAGCCAUCAAGCGAUUGGUACACAAUCGAACAAUGGUGAAAUUUGGAUCUUUGGUGGAGAAUUUUCCAGUCCAUCAGAAUCACAGUUUUAUCACUAUCGAGAUUUGUGGAAAUUUCAUAUAGGAGAAAAAAAAUGGGAAAAAAUAUUGGCUCCUGGCGGACCUUCAGCGAGAAGUGGUCACAGAAUGAUAAAUAUAAAAAAAAAUUUAUAUGUCUUUGGUGGUUUCUACGAUAAUCAUAAAGAUUGCAAAUACUUCAAUGAUAUCUAUUGUUUUAAUAUGACAAAUUAUGUAUGGAAUAGAAUUGAAACUUCAGGGAUUCCACCUGUGCCUCGAUCAGGUUGCAUAGUGUUACCCACGCCGGAAAACAAAAUUCUUAUUUACGGAGGUUAUAUUAAGGAAAAAAUAAAAAAAGAUGUUUACAAAGGCCAUAUACACAGUGACAUGUUCUUACUAACUCCUGAAAAAAAUGAUGAAACUGGCUUAAAAUGGAAAUGGUCUACUGUAAAACCAAGUGGCAUAACAGUAUCACCUAGGUGUAGUGCAUCAGCUGUUAUCGUUCAACCAAAUAUAGCUUAUAUAUUUGGAGGAGUAUUUGACGAAGAGGAUAAUGAGGAAGAACUGAAUGGAAGGUUAUUUAAUGACCUUUUUUCAUUAAAUUUGAGCAAGCCACAGUGGCAUAGAGUUCAUUUAAGUGGGAAAACUGAUUUGGCUGUACGUAAAAAAAGACGGACAAUUAAAGAUAAUGAAAAUGAAGAAAAUAUUGAGGAGAAUGAGAUAGAAGACAAUACGGAAGAUGUAGAGACCGAAAUUGAGAGUGCCCUUGCAAGAACCGUAGUGACAGAUGAUGACGGAAUCUUUACUGUCACUCUUGGUCCUACACUUUCAACAAACAAAGUCACAUCGGAUGUCGGAGUACCUGUUUCAGAUACAUUCACACCAGCAGCAAGAAUUAACGCUAGUUUAGCUGUAAAGAAUAAUAUAUUGUACAUGUACGGAGGCAUGAUCGAAGAUGGAGAUAAACAAUAUACGCUAAAUGAUUUUUACAGUUUAGAUUGUAAAAAAUUGGAUAAAUGGACAACGAUAAUAAACGACGAUAUAUCAACAUUAGUCUUGUUAGACUCUAGCAGUUCUGAAUCAGAAUCCGAUGAAGAUAUCGAUGAGGAUAAUAAUGAAAUGGAAGAUGCAUAAUUUACUCAUUUGUAAAGAAAUAUUGUCAAAUCUUUAAUUAUAAAAUAUUAUAUACAAUAUAACAAUUUG